UGCUUGCGGCGGGGCGAGCCCAGCAUCCCGAGGCGGGGCAGCUGUGCCUGCGCGGAGCCGGGACAGCUCCUUCCUUCCUGCGGCAGUGGUGGUUUUUGUGUUUUUGUUUUUUUUUUUCUCUAGCCCUGCUAGAGGGCUCGGUAGGAUCGGUGAAUGGAAAGCUGGACGUGAGGCAGCAAUACGUACUUGCAGCCCAGAAAACCAGCCGUGCCCCGGGCUGCAUCCAAAGCAGUGGGGCCAGCAGGUCGAGGGAGGUGGUGCUGCCCCUCUGCUCUCGUGAGACCCCCCUGGAAUGCUGUGUCCGGUUUUGGAGUCCCCAGCACAAGGACACGGAGCUGUUGGAGCAAGUCCGGAGAAGGGCCGCCAAGAUGAUCAGAGGGCUGGAGCAGCUCUGCUAUGAGGACAGGCUGAGAGAGUUGGGGCUGUUCAGCCUGGAGAAGAGAAAGCUCCAGGGAGACCUUAUAGCGGCCUUCCAGCACUUAAAGGGGGUUUAUAAGAAAGACAGAGAAGGACUUUUUACCAGGUCCUGUAGUGACAGGACAAGGGACAAUGGUUUUAAACUGAAAGAGGGUAGGUUUAGAUUAGAUAUAAGGAAGAAUUUUUUUCUGAUGACAGUGAUGAGACACUGGAAGGUGUUGCCCUGGAUGGGCAGCAGUUGUUGAUGUCCCAUCAGUGGAAGUGUUCAGGGACAGGUUGAUUUGGUCUUUGAGCAACCUGGUCUAGUGGGAGGAAUCCCUGCCCAUGGCAGGUGCUUUGUAGUAGGUGAUCUUUGAAGGGGCAAUCCAAACAAUUGUGUGGUUCUGCAUUUGUAAUAAGUAAUUAAACACUGCAGAACAGCAUGUUGUGUAAAUGAAGAUGCAUUCUGUGAAUAGUACAUAUGUGAAUUUAACUUUGUUAAAUGCAGUGUGAGUGGGCUGAGAGGUUGAUACAAUGGAUUUAGGUCUGCGGUUCAAAACUUGCAGUUCAGGCUUGGUUGCGUUUGUGUGGCUGGCAUUUGGUAAUGUUAGUUGUAGAUCUCAAUGCCUGCAGCAUUUCAGAUGUUGCUACCAACUGGGGACUAAUCUGCAGUCUUUUUUAAUCAUUCCUUUGCCUAAUGUUGCCUAGUGGAGAGGUGUAGCUUCCUGCAGCCAGGAAUAUCCAUCCUCUCAGGAAGGUGGUGAUAAGGAUAUAAGGAUUCCCUCCUGCAUGCCUAAGGUAACUGUAGGUUACUGCUGCAGUACAGGCUGUUACAGGAACUCCUGAUGAAAUGCUCUGCCCAGGAGUUGGUGGAGCAGUGAGGAUGUCCUGCAUCCUGCUGCAGAGCUUAGUACUGCCUGCAAAUACCAGAACGGUAGUUUAAUGAUAAGUGAUCUGUGUAGGUAAAAGCAUCUUAAUAAAUGAAAGCAUUUACUUUUUGUAGUACAGCUGUCAUUUUUAGUUAAAAACGGAAGCAUCACUAUGCUCAAACUCCUCAUGUGUUGGCUUCACGAACUUGCUUGGACAUGCAUGGAGUCGGUUUGAGUUGGCAAGCUGAGACCUAGCAGGCAGGCUGCAGUGCUAGAGGGCUUGAUGCUGGCUCUUUGUCAGGAUACUUGACUCAGCUUCUCAGGCAGGCUUUUACUGCUGCCUGCUGCUCUGUGCUAUUCUGGGGGAUGGAAUGCUGGCGCAAACUUAAAGGAACAUGCCUAAGAAAGGAGGGAAGCAUGCUGAAACAGGAAAAGAGGUGCAGUGUAAACGAGCAAAGGUGGAAGCAGCUUGUUCUCCGUCAGUCAUGAGUUUUGAGAGCCCAGACAGCCUCUUUGGAAGUUUAAUCUCUCCCAUCGAUCAAGAUAAGUUUUUCAGGGAGUACUGGGAGCAAAAGCCACUGCUUGUUCGGAGAAAUGAUCCCCUCCUGGCUUCUUACUACCAGUCCCUCUUCCAGUUGUCAGAUUUGAAGGAACUGUGCAGCCAGGGUCUAUACUAUGGUCGAGAUAUAAAUAUCUGCAGAUGUGUGAAUGGCAAAAAGAAAGUUUUAAAUAAAGAAGGCAAAGUGAAUUACAUGCAGCUGAAGAAGGAUUUUGACCAGAAAAAGGCAACAAUACAGUUUCAUCAGCCUCAGAGAUUUAAGGAGGAGCUAUGGAAGAUUCAGGAGAAGCUGGAGUGCUACUUUGGGUCUCUGGUUGGGUCGAAUGUUUACAUUACUCCCCAGGGGUCACAAGGCCUUCCCCCUCACUACGAUGAUGUUGAGGUGUUUAUCCUUCAACUAGAAGGUGAGAAACACUGGCGACUCUAUAAACCAACAGUGCAUUUAGCUCGGGAAUAUAAUGUUGAAUCCGAAGAUAAGAUUGGAAAUCCCACACAUGAAUUCAUAUUAAAGCCGGGUGACUUACUGUACUUCCCAAGAGGAACUAUUCACCAAGCUGACACUCCUCUUGGGAUCUCCUAUUCUACACACGUGACCAUCAGUACCUACCAAAACAACUCCUGGGGAGAUUUCUUACUGGAUGCAAUUCCCGGCCUAGUGUUUGAUACAGCAAAAGAAGAUGUGGCGCUGCGGACUAGCGUACCAAGGCAACUGCUGAUGCAGGUGGAUAUAGCUGAAUCAACAAAAAAACUGAGUAGCCUUUUGAGGAGGCUUGCAGACCGUCUGGAAAACACCAGAGAACUAAGAUCAUCUGACAUGAAGAAGGAUUUCAUUAUGAAUCGGUUGCCACCUUUCUUGGGAUGUGACUCUGAUCCUUUGACUCCAGGUGGGAAAUUGCCAAAAAUAGAUAGCAAAAUCAGACUGCAGUUUAGAGAUUAUGCUGUCGUCACAGUGGAACCAGAUCAAGAGAAUUCUGAUGAAAUUCGCAGAGAGAUGGUUUAUGUGUAUCAUUCUUUAAAGAACAGGAGAGAAUCUCACAUGAUGGGGACAGAUGAUACUGGUAGUGAGGAAGGCACAUCACAGCAGACACAUGGACUGCGGUUUCCUUUGUCAUACUUGGAUGCACUGAAGCAGAUUUGGAGUAGCAGCACUAUUAAUGUUAAAGAGCUUAACCUUCCCUCAGAUGAAGAGAAAGAAAACCUUGCCUUGUCACUGUGGAGUGAAUGUCUAAUUGAAGUUAUUUGAUGCUUUUGUGAAUGAGCUGCUCCUGGAAGUAGUAUUUCUGGCCAUCAAGAAGCUCUAAGCCUUUCUCUUAUUAAAUUUUUUAUCUAUCCA
Molecule: messenger RNA, 3157 nt
Organism: Apus apus (common swift)
Lineage: Eukaryota; Metazoa; Chordata; Aves; Apodiformes; Apodidae
Gene: RIOX2
Product: ribosomal oxygenase 2
Exons: 10
Coding region: 1661-3067 (468 amino acids)
Cellular component (GO): nucleolus
Molecular function (GO): histone H3K36 demethylase activity; histone H3K4 demethylase activity
Source: RefSeq, a predicted model, not a curated record